AUGCCGCAAUUGACCCGCAACGCGCCACCGCUGCUGACGAUGGUGGGGGGAAUGCCGCAUGCUACCAGCGCACACCACGAAGAGGACGAAGAGCUGAUAUAUGGCGAUCCUGUCUCUUCGGACGAUGAAAUCGCUGCUCCUGUUGCCAGUUUGCCGAGUGUGGAAGACACAGCUUCCGACACGGCCACAAAAGAUGCGUCAAAGAGGGGACUGAGGAGGCGCAAACCUCCAAUACGCGUACCGCCCAAGGGCGCUUACGAGCAUGGUAAGAAGGAAAAGCAGAUGGUAGCAGCGACGGCAGACGCAGAGAAGGAGAACACCCUUGGGUCAAGCCAGCCGCAGUCCUCGGCGGAGAAGAGAAAAGCGGGUGGCCGGGCAGAAGAUUGCGGUCUUGACUUUGGAUUCAGAUUCGAACACCGCAAGCCGCCCAUAAAGAAGCAGAAAACUUUUCGGAACAUACAUGCGCCUACGCAGCGCAAACCAGCGACAUUUGGGAGUAAAAGCUACGCCCAGAGGAAACCAGCCUAUGAGGUAGAGGACGAUGAUUCUGAUCUAUCCGAUGUGUCUAUGGUUUCGGUAAAGAGCGAUAUCCAGGAAAGGCCGAAGACUUCGCGUCCUGCCCGCAGAAACAAAGACCCUGAACUGCCGACGCCUGGAGCUUCUGUGGCGACUAACCGACCGAAUCUUCUGAUAUCACUGGGCGCAUACCGCAAAGACAACACACCCGCGAGUUCUCAAUCAGUGAGCAACAGCACGCCGCCAUCCUCGUUCGCAGCGGGGGAAACGUUGGGGUCGCUAGAGCGAUAUGCAAACGACAUUGUUGCUGAGACCUCGAACGCCACGUGCCCACUGUGCGAGGAACCCGUUGACCAGCAGCACUACCUCGACUUCUGGCAAUGCGGCAAGAAGCCCACUAUACGCCAGCAGCAGCUAUUCUGCCGGGAACACACAAAAAGAUCCGCAUUGGAAGAGUACAAGAAAAGGGGAUACCCGGAUAUUGACUGGAGCAUACUAUCGGCGCGGGUGGCUCAGCAUUCCGCGUUUCUUACAGCCAUCCUGCAAAACGAGCGCCCAAGUCAUUAUCGAGAGCUCCACGCCGGCAUGGGCCGUCAGACCGGCAGCAAGAUGAUGGAGUCAAAUGCUACGCUGACACAUACUGGUUACUACGGCAUCCGGGGCAGGCGCACGAUGAUGGAGAGCAUCGGCUCUCAACUUGCCGACGUCAUCCGCGACCAGGCGAUCAAGGAUCCCGUGAUUGGAUCUGCUGGCGGUGUCGCGAAUUUUGUCCUCAGAGUAUUGGUGCCGGAAUUGGCGAUUCUGUUGGUCAUGGAAGACUACGAGUGUUCGGAGCAAACGGCGCGAGGCAUCAUCGAGGAAAGCGGAGAGUUGGGCUGCCUGGUGCAUGAGGAGCUGCCUGACGAAGUGCAGACGUGGGAUUCGGAUGAAGAUGAUAUCGAGCAAGAUGAGGAAUGA
Molecule: messenger RNA, 1473 nt
Organism: Westerdykella ornata
Lineage: Eukaryota; Fungi; Ascomycota; Dothideomycetes; Pleosporales; Sporormiaceae
Exons: 1
Coding region: 1-1473 (490 amino acids)
Source: RefSeq, a predicted model, not a curated record